GUGUAGCUGAGUGUGUAGCUGAGUGUGUAUGUUGCAGGCUGAGACUAUGCUGAAGAAGGUUGGUGUACACGGAGUGAAACUGAGUGAGUACGAGCUCAGCAUUGCCGCCCACAUCGUGGACCCACGUUCAAUGCAGGUGUCCUGGGAUGACAUCGCUGGUCUGGAUGAGGUAAUCUUGGACCUCAAGGACAACGUCAUUGCUCCGUUUCACAAGCGACAUCUGUUCCGUUCCUCACGCCUGUUACAGCCUCCCAGCGGGGUUCUCCUGCACGGCCCUCCAGGCUGCGGCAAGACUCUCGUCGCCAGAGCCACCGCCAGCGAAGCCGGGUGCAGGUUCGUGAAUCUGCAGCCGUCGGUACUGACGGACAAGUGGUACGGAGAGAGCCAGAAGCUCACGGCAGCCGUCUUCUCCCUGGCGAGGAAAAUCCGGCCAACGAUCAUUUUUAUAGACGAGAUUGACUCGUUCCUCCGAAGCCGCUCAUCUUCUGACCAUGAAGCCACCGCUAUGAUGAAGGCUCAAUUCAUGUCUCUGUGGGACGGCCUGCAGACAGAUCGUGACUCCAGCGAGGUGAUGGUGAUGGGCGCCUCAAACCGUCCCCAGGACAUCGACGCGGCCAUCCUGCGCCGAAUGCCAACUCGGUUCCACAUCACCCUGCCGAAUGAGAAACAGAGACUGGAUAUUCUGCGUCUGAUCCUCAGUACCGAAGAGGUGGACUGUGAUUUUGACGAGCGGGAGAUUUCGCGACUGACUGUCUGUCUGACUGAGUGACUGACUGACUGACUGAGUGACUGACUGAGUGACUAACUGAGUGACUGUGUCCUUGUUGCAGGUGGACUGUGACUUUGACGAGCGGGAGAUUUCGCGACUGACUGUCUGUCUGACUGAGUGACUAACUGAGUGACUGUCCUUGUUGCAGGUGGACUGUGACUUUGACGAGCGGGAGAUUUCGCGACUGACUGUCUGUCUGACUGAGUGACUGACUAACUGAGUGACUGUGUCCUUGUUGCAGGUGGACUGUGACUUUGACGAGCGGGAGAUUUCGCGACUGACUGACUGACUAACUGAGUGACUAACUGAGUGACUAAGUGACUGACUAACUGAGUGACUGUCCUUGUUGCAGGUGGACUGUGACUUUGACGAGCGGGAGAUUUCGCGACUGACUGUCUGUCUGACUGAGUGACUGACUGAGUGACUAACUGACUAAGUGAGUGACUAACUGAGUGAGUGACUGACUGACUGACUGAGUGACUGACUGACUAAGUGACUGACUAACUGAGUGACUAACUGAGUGACUGUCCUUGUUGCAGGUCGACUGUGACUUUGACGAGCGGGAGAUUUCGCGACUGACUGUCUGACUAACUGUCUGUCUGACUGAGUGACUGACUGAGUGACUGACUGAGUGACUGACUGACUGACUGACUGACUGUCUGUCUGACUGACUGACUAACUGAGUGACUGUCCUUGUUGCAGGUGGACUGUGACUUUGACGAGCGGGAGAUUUCGCGACUGACUGUCUGACUAACUGAGUGACUAAGUGAGUGACUGACUGAGUGACUGACUGAGUGACUGACUGAGUGACUAACUGAGUGACUGAGUGACUAACUGACUGACUGACUGAGUGACUAACUGAGUGACUGUCCUUGUUGCAGGUGGACUGUGACUUUGACGAGCGGGAGAUUUCGCGACUGACUGUCUGUCUGACUGAGUGACUAACUGAGUGACUGACUGACUGAGUGACUAAGUGUC
Molecule: messenger RNA, 1747 nt
Organism: Petromyzon marinus (sea lamprey)
Lineage: Eukaryota; Metazoa; Chordata; Hyperoartia; Petromyzontiformes; Petromyzontidae
Source: RefSeq, a predicted model, not a curated record